Coregonus sp. 'balchen' is the source of this 10614-nucleotide messenger RNA. NCBI's taxonomy places the organism in Eukaryota, Metazoa, Chordata, Actinopteri, Salmoniformes, Salmonidae. The record is from the annotation of a GenBank genome assembly.
UGAGGAGAGAUGAUUUUAAAAUGUUAUUUUAUUGAAAUAUAUUUGGGAAAUAAUAAAUUAUGUGAUUAGGUGGUUGUCUAAUAAUAAUACAUACCAAGUCUGAAAAUGCAAUUACCACCCCAUGUCUUUGAAAUGGAAGUCUCCAAGGCUUGGAACCCGGAAGCAAUUGCGGCUCUUUGGUGACGCUACAUUAGAGUGGACCAAUGAUCUAUAUAUACAUCAUUGGAGUGGAUAUGGCCCAGCCUCGUAAGUAUAAAGCGUUUUGUUUCCCUUAAAUACGAUAUAAAUAAACUUCUUAUUAAUAGUUGCCACCCCAAUUUAGUAAUAUCGUUUUAGCGGUGAUUUUGAUAUCGCCAAACUCUACAAAUGGCGCGUGCAGGUAUGUAACGACUGGACUCGAGUCCAGGCUGGAGUGACAGGACCAAUGUGGAAGCUAACGUUAGAAGGUAGCUAGGUUGUCGUAGACUCGUAGCUAACUAACUAACUAGGUAUUGCUAUACAUAUACCUUACAUGUCCAUCAUCAUAAUGACCAUUGGAUUGUAUACAAAUGUACGUUGUCUGUAUUAUGAUGUCUAGUGAGCUUGUGAAAAAUCUUAUCGCUCACGUUAGCUAGCUUUCUAGCUAACUAAGUUGGUUAAGGUAGUGAGCUGGUUCCUCUAGUUAAGAAAUUGAGUGUUCUAGUGUUAUGCAUGGGUUGCUGUGCAAUGGUUGCAUGAUCGAGACUACGAACUACUUCACUUUGACUUCACAAGUCUACACUUCUAAAAUGGGGAAAAAAAUAGUUGCAAACUUUCCUCUUACUGACCUGGCAGUAACCAUCAUGCAUGUGUCCCCACAGGUGUCUUCUGCUUGGUCCUCCUCACCGUGGCUCUCGGAGCCCAGGCUCUAACCCCAUCUCAUCACCUGUCCCUGUCAGACGUGGAGAGACUUAAGGGCCUCCUGAGCCAACCCUUCACAGACCUGGCAUCAGCAUACUACUCAAUCGUUGGUCUGAGCAAGCUUGGAGCCUCAGUUGCUGAUGAAAAUGUAAGAACAUUUGCUUCUAAUUAUUGAAGGAAAGAGGCUUGAAUGGAGUACCCAAAACAUGUAGCCUAUGGCAUGUUUAGUUACCUAGGCUGUUUUCAAUUUAGGCUAUUCACUUCCAUAAUCACCACAAUGUUUACCUAUGUGUUUUACUGUACAGUUUGUUGCCUUAUCAAAUCCUUGUUUUUUUCUUUUGCAGGAUGCCUGUCAGUUUCUGAAGGCCCAACUGGACCCAAUGAGUGUCGACUCCCUCUUCUUCGCUGCUGAGGCCAGUCAGGCCAUCUCAGACUGCGAGGUAAGUAGUCCUAUAGGGAGCUUACUUCUGUAUGACAAAAAAAUAUGUAAUUUGCACCUCCAGUAACAUAAACGGUGGCUUGCAUGGAAUUAAGACAACCUUUAUGAUGGUGGUUUUGGAUGCUCUGCCAGUGAAGUCAUCACUUGCUCUGUUUUCUCCCUCUUUUUAUGAAUUACUUGUUUAGAUACCAGUAUCCAACGAGACCCGUGACAUCCUUCUGGCAGCAGUCAGCGAGGACUCUACUGUGACACAGAUCUUCAGAGCUGUCAGUGCCCUCAGUUCCCUGGGGCUUCCUCUGGCUUCACAGGAAGUCGUCGCUGCCCUGGUCGCCCGUAUUGCCAAGGAGGACAACGUCUUGGCGUGAGUAAUACCCUCUGGCCUGGCAGAUGGAACAGACUUGCUGCUGAAUCGUUUCUUUGAUCAUUUUGGUUUCUGAACUUCAUUGUUACUUUGAGUCCUUUCAAACAAACUCUGCUUUUGAACAGAUAACGCAUUCCAAUGGCCAUUGAUCUAAAGACUUGACACCGUUUUGUCAUGGUAAAGUGACUGUUCUUUUUCUUGUCUCUCUGUACAGGAUCACCACGGCACUCCAGACUGCCACCCGUCUUUCCCAGCAGGCUGAGCUCGGAGGAAUCCUGGAGGAGAUUGAGGUGAGUUUCACAAGUCCACCAGGUGGUGCUGUGCUACAGGUUUUUUCGGGUGAAUUACUUCGCAAAGUUGCAAAUUUCUCACAUGCAAACUGGUUUCUCAAGCAGAUAUGUUGUAUUUGAACCUUUCUCUCCCUCUUAAGGAUCUGGCAGCACGAUUGGAUGACUUGGGUGGAGUGUACCUCCAGUUUGAGGAGGGACUUGAGGCGACUGCCCUCUUUGUGACAGCAGCCUACACACUGUCAGACCAUGCGGACACGGAGCCUCCUCUGAAAGAGGUAACCUGCUGUCACCAUUUAUGUGGGUGGUAGGUUUGAGGGUAGUAGAAGGAAAGCAGGUUCCAUGAGGGGCCAUGACUUUUUCCUGAUCAUGUGUUCUGUAUUAGAUCUCUGGAAUGGAACUCCAGAGUAGCUUGCUUACUUUCUCGUGUUCUUAUUUCUAUUUCUCGUGUAUUUUUUUACAAAAAAAAUUGUACUACUGAUAUUGAUUACUGCAUUGUUGGGAAAGAGCAAGCAAGAAAGGCAUUUCAGUGUACUUGUGCAAAUGACAAGAACUUGAAACCCCAGCUAUCUUAUCAGAUUACUAUAAAUGUGGAACUAAUGUGAGCUGUUAUCCCCACAGGACCAGGUGAUCCAACUGGUGAACUCUGUGUUCAGUAAGAAGUCCUGGGACUCCCGGUCUGAGGCGUUCAGCGUAGCCUGUGCUGCUGCCGCCCUCUCCAGCAACCGCUUCCACGUGCCAGUCAUCGUCAGCACCCAGGGGCCUGCCACAGUCUCCCACAGCCAGCCAAUCCUGCAUGUAGGCUCUACUCUACUACUCCAGUGUUUAUCAUCCAGUGACAUUUUAAAAAAAAAGUAUAUAAUUUGGAUGUCAUCAAUUGGAAACACAUUUGAAGGAUGUCACAUGGAUAGUGUUGUUUCUUACUUGAGCCCUAACCUUGUUGACAUGAACCCUAGUGGACCUUGAGGAGCAAAAGGUUGAGUGCCCCUGCUCUAGUCCAUCACUGGGCGUUGGUCUCCAACACAUUUUCUUUUCACUGACCAUCCAUCUGCCUCCUUGUCUUUACCCACAGCUUCUGGUGACUGACAUCCUUUCCAAUCCUCUUGCCUCAGCCAGUGUGCUGGUGGAAUCUGCUCAAGCUGUAGCCUCUAAGAGCGUCGUACUCAGCCAGGCACCUUUCUCCCUCAGAGAGUAAGUAUGAUAGACAGACAGAUUUGAAUUUGUCUGGGCAAUAAUGUUGCUAGUUGUGUAGAUUAAUAUUGAGUGUUAUAGAAUCCAAGAUUGAAUCAAAUCUUUGGAUUCAAGGAAAUGUCUCUGCUGUUCAUGUAUGUUAUUUGUAUGUCAGCGUUGCAGUUUGUAAUAAUUAUUUCCACCUGUUUUACAGUGGCAUUUUUGAACUUAACUUCAUGGCUGGCCAGCCAGCUAGUGGAUAUUACCAGUUUACUGUGGCUGUCACUGGGGACAGCCGAUUGGUUGCCAAUCAGGUUGAGGUGAGCUUGUCUUCUAUUCAGGAUACAUUUAUUGGGAAUCAUUUGGUACCCACUUAGAUUAAACAGAAUAUUCUAUAGACUAUUUGGCAGUUGUGCCAGUUUAAGGGGGGGGGGGGGCAUGGUUCACACAUUACCAAGUAUGAAAGGUCUAUAGUUUUGGAUUUGUUAUUUUGAGAAAACCAUCAAUUAGCCUAAAUGUUCUAGUUCUUGGAAGUUAAGUCAGUUGCCUCUGGCUUUUGUCAAAGGUUGGCAGUUCAUUGUGCUUGCCAUGGACGAUUAUUCCAACAAUGUAGCCUUUACAUUAGCAUACCAAACUUUUUAUGUUACUUGACCAUGUGUCAAAGCUAUUAACCUCUAGCAUUUACUUAAGCUUUCUCUGACUCACCAUAAAUGUGACAAUCACCCUGCUUCAUUUGAAUUUGCACACAAUUUAAUCAUAAGAAUUACAUUGAAUUCCUUCAUCUCUCUCUCUCUCUCUUUCUCUCCACCUGCCUUCAGCUGAAAGUGAAGGUGUCCACUGAGGUAGCCAUCACUAAUAUGGACCUGUCUGUAGUGGAUAAGGACCAGAGCAUUGGCACCAAGACAUCCAGGUCAGAGAGCCCAACCAUGUACAUGAAGACCUUUUUAAUACUGCCCUUAUGAGACCACAGAGGUUGACCCUACCCAUAGCCACACAAAAUAAAUGUAAUGUACAUCAUUUUCAUUUUCAGGGUGGACUAUCCCUUCAAGGCCAAGGGCUCCUUUACUGCAGACAGCCACCAGAACUUUGCCAUGACUUUCCAGUUAGUAGAUGUCAACACCGGAGUAGAGCUCACCCCCCACCAGGUAUUUAACUUCCUGUGUGUACAUUUUUAUGUUCAUGCUCUCAUUCUGUCAACAUUGCAUUGUGUUACACCUCUUGAGGGUAUUUUGUAAUGCUGUUUUUUGUUUAUUUCCAGACCUUUGUGAGGUUUCACAAUCAGAAAACUGGCCAGGAGGUUGUGUUUGUGGCUGAGCCUGACAGUAAGAACCUUUAUAAGUUUGAGCUGGACACAGCAGAGAGGAAGUCUGAGUUUGACUCCAUGUCUGGGACCUAUGCCCUCCACCUCAUCGUGGGAGAUGCCACCUUGGAGAACCCCAUUCUGUGGAACGUGGCUGAUGUUGUCCUGAAGUUCCUUGAUGAGGAGGCCCCAGCAGCCAUCCAGUCCAAGACCCUUUACAUGCCCAAACCAGAUAUCCAGGUUAACAACAAGCCAAACACUUGCAUAUAAUGUGACAUUGUGAUGAGUUAUAAUGUAACAAUUAGCUUUUUCUCUACUCUUGAGGCUGCUAGUCAUAGCUUGAAAUGACUGAUGAAGAUUAGAUAAAUCUAACUCUGGUGCAUUACCCAUAGUCGCUGAUAGAUAAACUAGUUAAUUGAUCAUGCCCGAGAAGCCGAUGUUUGGAGGAUAUAUUGGCACAGGUGUUUUUAGGCCCGAGACUAAGUCGAGGGCCGGCAAACCGUGCCAAUAUAUCCUCCAAACACCGGCUUCGAGGGCAUUAUCACUUUUAUACAACGGGUUACCAACAUAUUCAAAUAAUGAUUCACAUAUUUGCAUUAACAUUUUUAUUUUGAUGAAUUUAUUCAUACUAUUUCAUCCUUCCACAAGAUAUAGUUUGUUCUAUCGGUUCUGUAUCUAUGGAUGUGACCCAGUCGUUCGUUCUAAAUGUUCCAUUGCCAUACUGGCUGGCAACGUUCUUACCCCUUGCUUGCUUUACAUUCACGUCAAAAAGUGCAGCCAGAAUAACCGCAAAGUAGCCGCAUUUGCAUUUGUUUAAGCUGUUUUCUUGUGACAUUUAUUUGCACACAUCAAUAACAAUGGGCUAAUGAGGCGCAAUUUUGCCUGGCAUAGAAAAUGUGCUCACUCGUCAGGACACUGUUGUUCAGCGGCGCUAGCCAACAAUCACUUCAAACUGAAGCUGGAAAGACUGCAAACUAGCUGCACUUCGUUUCGUUUGACCUUUUUUCAAUUGACAUUUCUUUGUAUAUAUCCAUAAAAAUGAUUCAUGAUUUCGACUGGCUGAGAAAAGCUGCCUGCCUGUCUCUCGUCUCGACACGUUGAUUACUAUGGGACAGCUGGAGAUCGAAUUUGAAUAUUGAAACAAUGUUGCAAAUGUCAGAGAGACGGACAGCAAGGUUUAUACAAAUCUCGGCUGUUGAAAACUAAAUGUUUGUCUAAAAGAAAUGUGAGAUAAUGUCUAGAUGCUUUUUAUUGUGGAGAUCAAGUUUAUAAAUUGCUUGGCUGGGUUGAUGAGACAGUGGAUUGCGCAGUCAGAUGGAACAGAGUAAAUAGGCAUUUUAAAGUCAUAGAUUUAGCCGGUGGUAACUUGUGGAAUAGACACUGGCUGGAAUGCAGUUUUAACCAAUCAGGAUUAGACCCACCUGUUGUAUAAUAAAUGGAUAAAUAACUGGACUUGAAUGAUGUUCUCCUUUGUAGCACUUGUUCCGGGAGCCUGAGAAGAAGCCACCCACGGUGGUGUCCAACACCUUCACAGCCCUCGUCCUCUCGCCAUUCCUCCUGCUGCUUAUUCUGGUGAGACUCGCUUUACUUCUCAAAGUUUGGAAUAGUUUGAAGUUCAAUGGUAACCUUUAGAAAGUGUUCAAAUCUGCCUCUAUUCAGUCUGUUUUUUAUUUACUCAGGCUUUGAAUAAAGCCUUUGUACAUCCUGAAUGAGCCUUGGUUUUUGAUUUAACACAACACUUGUUUUCAUUUGAAAUUGCAGUAGCAAUGCUGUAUGACAUUUUAUGUAUUUUCUAUGACAUUUCUAGUUUUGAGUGAUGACAUUAUCCUUACUGUGAAAGGCUUGGAUCACUAUGUUGUGUGCUACCUGGACAAUCUAUUUUCAGACCCUUUGUACUGUUGUGGUCUUUGUACUGUUGUGGUAUAGUCUCUCCUUCUCUCCCCCUCUCUGUUCAGUGGUUCAAACUCGGGGCCAACAUCUCAAACUUCAGCCUCUCCCCCAGCGCUGUGCUCUUCCAUGUGGGCCAUGCAUGUGAGUACUGAGCAAUGAUGUAGUUCUGAGUCUAGGAUUACAAUGGAAACUACUGGCAUUGUCACUCCACAGAUACAGUGGCUUCAGAAAGUAUUUACACCCCUUGACCUUUUCCACAUUUUGUUGUUACAAUGUUUGAUUAAAAUUGAUAUAAUUGACAUUCUACAAAAACAAAAAAUACUCAGCAAUGUCAAAGUGAAAGGAAAAAUUCUAACACAAAAAUGUAUGAAUAAUAAAACACUAGUAUAACUUGAUUAGAUAAGUAUUCAUUCCCUGAGACGAUACAUGUUAGAAACACCUUUGGCAGCGAUUACAGCUGUGAGUCUUUUUGCGUAAGUCUCUGAUUUACACACCUGGAUUGUACAAUAUUUGCCCAUUUUAUUAUUUUUUAAAUUCUUCAAGAUCUGUCAAGUUGGUUUUUGAUCAUUGCUGGAAAGCCAUUUUCAUGUCUUGCCAUAGAUUUUCAAGUAGAUUUAAGUCAAAACUGUAACUAGGCCACUUGGGAACAUUCAAAUUCUUCUUGGUAAGCAACUCCAGUGUAGAUUUGGCCUUGUGUUUUAGGUUAUUGUCCUGCUGAAAGGUGAAUUUGUCUCCCAGUGUCUGUUGGAAAUAACGUUUUCCUCUAGGAUUUUAGCUGUGCUUAGCAGUAUUCUGUUUCUUUUAUCCCCCAAAAAACUCCAUAGUCCUUGCCAAUGACAAGCAUACCCAUAACAUGAUGCAGUUACCACCAUGCUUGAAAAUAUGAAGAGUGGUACUCAGUGAUGUGUUGUGUUGGAUUUGCCCCAAACAUAACGCUUUGUAUUCAGGACAAAAAGUUCAUUUCUUCGCACAAUGUUUUUGCAGUAUUACUUUAGUGCCUUGUUGCAAACAGGAUGCAUGUUUUGGAAUAUUUUUAUUCAGUACAGGCUUCCUUCUCUUCACUCUGUUAUUUAGGUUAGUAUUGUGGAGUAACUACAAUGUUGUUGUUGUUGUUCCAUCCUCAGUUUUCUCAUAUCACAAGCAUUGAACUCUGUUUUAAUUCACCAUUGGCCUCGUGGUGAAAUCCCUGAGCAGUUUCCUUCCUCUCUGGCAACUGAGUUAGGAAGGACGUCUGUAUUUUUGUAGUGACUGGGUGAAUUGCUACAUCAUCCAAAGCCUAAUUAAUAACUUCACCAUGCUCAAAGGGAUAUUCAGCUUCUGCUUUUCUUCUUCUGCUUUUUUUUUUUUUUUUUUUUUACAUCUACCAAUCGUUGCCCCUUUUUUGCGAGGCAUUGAAAAACCUCCCUGGUCUUUGUGGUUGAAUCUGUGCUUAAAAUUCACUACGCGAUUGAGGGACUUUACAAUUAUCUGUAUGUGGGGUACAGAGAUUGGGUAGUCAUUCAAAAAUCAUGUUAACCACUAUUAUUGAACAGAGAAUGAACAGAGAAUGAGUCUAUGCAACUUAUUAAGUGAUUUUUGUUAAGCACAUUUUUACUCCUGAACUUAUUUAGGCUUGCCAAAGGGUUGAAUAAUUGACUCAAGACAUUCAACUUUUAAUUGUUCAUUAUUUUUGAAAAUGUAUUACAAACAAUUCCACUUUCACAUUAUGGGGUAUUGUGACACAAAUUCUCAAUGUAAUAAAAAAAUAAUAAUCAGGCUGUAAAACAACAAUGUGGAAAAAGUCGAGGUGUGUGAAUACUUUCGGAAGGCACUGUAUCUCUUUUUCCGAGUUAAUCACCUUUACUCUGUGUUCUUGUUGUUUCAGGCAUGCUGGGUCUGAUGUACAUCUACUGGACUCACCUCAACAUGUUCCAGACCCUCAAGUACCUGGCCAUCAUCGGCAGUAUCACCUUCCUGGCUGGAAACCGCAUGCUGGCCCAGAAAGCAGUCAAGAGGUAUGGCUAGGGCGCUACACUGACCUUGUGUGAGCCCUAGGUUAGGUAUGGCUCCUGUUAGCGAUCGCAACACAGACUGUCAGAGUUUUUCUCUCUAGAGAGCUCUUGACCAUAGGGAGAAAGUUUGACCUCUUUUUAAAAUGACAAGGACUCUGGGGCUUUGGGACCUCUUGGUGGUUCUCAGAGAUGUGGCUGACUGCCGUUAACUCAGGGCCUACAGUGCCACGCUGCCCUCUCAGUGUGUGUCCCUGGGGCCCCCUGGCCGUGCCGGACUAGCAGAAGAGUGGAGCCUCCACUGUAGAGCGUAUGACCACUGGGACCAUGAGAGGGCCUGGCCAGAUUGAACUGUGUGAGCAAUUCCCAUCAUGCCUUCCACAUGUACAGCUCUCCAACGGCCAUAGAGACACAGCGGUAAUAAGUGUGUCACUGGCUGAAGACGUCAAGGUCUAAUUGGCCAGCUUUACUGUGGAAUUACUGCACCUUGUUCAUGCCAUAUCUGACCGGGUCCUUUCAACCAUUUGCUAGUCUAAUGAUCCUUCUGGUUGAUGUGGUGUCAGUGGAUUUAAUUUCACAAUUGAUGAAACUUGACUUGUUUCUGCUUGCCUGACUUGCUUUCCUUCUCUAGCUGCUGUCUCCUAUAGUGCUGGCCUGUCUCCUUAACUCUCCUGUGUACUCCUUGCUACAUUUCUCUUUUUCAGGAUUGCCGCAGAGCAAAGUAGUAGGUUGGCAAAGUAUAGGAGCCUGCGGUAAAGGCCUGUUUUCUAAUAACAAAGGGCCAGUCUUCCAGGCUGAAGUAAGGGCAUCCCUAUGGACUGCAUCCCAGUGUAUCCCCAUUGCCCUGUAUAAUGCAUGGCUGUGUGGUGCAGUCAGGGCUCACACUCUAUCUAGUGUUCUGGCCAGCAUCUUGCUCAUCCCACCACAAAAUCAUCUGCUCACCUUUUUACAGCUGGGACUAUAAACCCAAAAUUAUCCACACCGACCAUACCGAUCACUCAUCGCAGGUUGCUGCUAUCGUUCAUUACGAUAAGUAGCCGAUUACUAGAGAAAUGUGAAGUACGAAAUGAAAUGAGUUUGCUAAUAUGGGUGAUUUGUUAAUGGGACAAUUGAUGGCUACAACCAUCAAACUAGUAGUAGUUUUAAAUAAUAAUAUAAAAUAACUGGUGCAUAUUAAUGUUAUAAACGUAACGUUCUAUUUAUCAUUAUCGCGUCAAUUCAGGCAAUUUAUCGCGAUAUGGGAUUUUUGUCCAUAUCACCCAUCUCUAUCACCUUUUAACAUCCUGUCCAUGUCACCAUUUAUUCAUCUUCAUAUUGCUUGCCGUUGUACAUGGUUAUUCUCAGAUGCAACGUGUGAGAAUAACCCUAUGUCAUCCUGAUUGUUCUGCAGUUCAUGUUCUGUUGCGGAGAAAGUCCUGUACACUUCAUCUUUAUGCUGUAAAGAAAUGCAUGAAGAAGUUUUACACAUCAGAUGUGUUAAACAUGUAUCUAGGACUUGUCAUUCAGUUAACAGGCUUUAAAUUAGAUGAUUGUUUAAGGUCUUUGACUGUCAGGUAGUUGACGCAUACAACAAACAUUCUAAUAUAUGUAUUUUUUUCUCUUGCAGACUUGCAAGUAAAUGACAGAAGAUUGAAGAAGAUUUAAAGAUGCUUCGUUUUUGGUUUUCAAGGAUUCCUUUAUGGACACAUCAUCAACCAUCAGACUGUCAUCAAAGGCAUGUUAUUCUGUGAAUCCAAUGGACAAUUUGAAAUGCAGAUUGACUUUUUUAUUUUUCAACUUGAAAAUAAUGAAUGUUAUAAUCAAAGGUGUUGGUAGAGGGACAGGACAGAUGCUCACUGACACUACUCCUAUUGAGGGCUGGAAAGCUAACCAUCCUUGCACUUCAUUUUUCUGUGACUUUUUUGCAAAUGCCUUAUUUUUUUUUUCAUGGCAGGUUUGGGGAUAUAAUUUGUGGUUUCAUAAUGAAAUCGGGAUGGAUUUGUUUUUUUGUAAGUUCCUGUUUCUCUGUGCCCAUCUUACCACUGUUGCGUCAAAAUUUGCGUCAAGAAGUGAACCAUUUGAUUUUUUUAAGGCCUUUUUAUGUAAGUUUGACUGUGGGCUUCACUGACAUGUUCAUCAUAAAUCUGUAUUGUAUUUUUGUCUUCUCACUGAAUUACAUGUGGAGGGUGUGGAUCUAUUUUCCCCUUACAAUAAAGACCCAACCCUCUCUAGAACAAAAUAGUUGCUGGGCAAUUCUAGAAAAUCCUGUUUUUGUAAUGAAAUGAAGAAAGAAAUGGGGAUUAAUGAGUGUACUGCUUUUU